AUGGUGCUACUGGUCUUCCAGGAUGGGGACCGCAUGAUCCUCAAUGCGCCUGGUUCGAAACGUUGCAUGAUAUGGCUGCUAAUCGAUAUCAGUAGCUCUAUUGUUUUCAGUUUCUCUCCAGAUUGCCUGAAUGGGUGUCUGGAGGUACUUUCAAAUGGAUCAUGGUUGCACGGCAGUGAAGCAUCAAUGUCGAACACUGAUGCUGUCGAGUCGAUAACGAUGAUGAUGAUGAUGUUCAAACGGGUGAGAAACAUUCAGAGUGAUGUGGACAAAACCCCAGCCCAUCUGACCACAUUUCCUUGA
This is a messenger RNA of Opisthorchis viverrini, 303 nucleotides long. RefSeq lists its product as hypothetical. The record is from RefSeq and is a predicted model, not a curated record. NCBI's taxonomy places the organism in Eukaryota, Metazoa, Platyhelminthes, Trematoda, Opisthorchiida, Opisthorchiidae. Bases 1 to 303 code for a protein of 100 amino acids. The transcript is spliced from 3 exons.